Syzygium oleosum is the source of this 5435-nucleotide messenger RNA. Its product is annotated as putative disease resistance RPP13-like protein 1. The transcript is spliced from 2 exons. Gene Ontology annotation, biological process: defense response to other organism. NCBI's taxonomy places the organism in Eukaryota, Viridiplantae, Streptophyta, Magnoliopsida, Myrtales, Myrtaceae. Gene Ontology annotation, molecular function: ADP binding. Bases 97 to 3933 code for a protein of 1278 amino acids. The record is from RefSeq and is a predicted model, not a curated record.
CAACGAAAAAAUGUCAACCAAGCGGUCACCCAUCGAUCUUCGAUCUUCACUUCCUCUCCGACCGCUUCCAGCUUCUCCGGCAUCCUGCAAAAAUCCAUGGCGGCGGCGGUGGUCGGCGGAGCAUUUCUCUCCGCUUUCCUCCAGGUGCUCUUCGACCGGAUGGCCUCGCGCGAGGUCGUCGACUUCUUCGGGUCGAGCAAGCUCUGCAAGAAGAAGCUGCUGCAGAAGCUGGAGGCCGCGCUCCUGUCCGCGAACGCCGUGUUGGACGACGCGGAGGAGAAGCAGAUGACCAGCUCCUCCGUCGCGAGGUGGGUCGACGAGCUCAAGGACGCCAUGUACGACGCCGACGACCUGUUCGACGAGAUCGCCACCGAGAAUCUGAAGCGCGAAGCCGGGAUCGAGUCUCGGCCUCUCGCUUGUAAGGUUUGGAGCUUCGCUUCAGAUGCUUGUAUGAGUAGGUUUGGGGAUAAGCUAGAGAAGGUCCUGGAGAGAUUGGAGAGUGUGGUGAAGCAGAGACAAGUGUUGGGGCUAAGAGAAGGUAUUCGCGAGAGGACACCUAGAGCUCUACCCACCACUUCGUUAGUCGAGGAAUCGGGAGUUUUUGGGAGAGAGAAGGACAGGGAGGCGGUAGUGGAGUUGCUUUUGUCGGAUCGGAGCGAAAAGAACACCAGUGUGAUGGCCAUCGUCGGGAUGGGCGGUGUUGGCAAAACCACGCUGUCUCAGCUUGUGUUCAAUGAUGGUGUGGUGAAGGGGAGUUUUGAGUUGAGAUCGUGGGUUUCCGUGUCCCACCAAUUCGACAUCUGCAAGCUGACGGCGACGGCUCUCGAGGAAUUCUCCUCCUCUAAGAAGGAGACCGAGAAUCUCAACCAGCUUCAGCUCCAACUGAAGAACUUCUUGACAGGGAAAAAAUUUCUUUUGGUAUUGGAUGAUGUUUGGAAUGAGGACUUCAAUAUUUGGAAUGCGUUCCUAGUUCCUUUUACCUAUGGAGCAAGAGGCAGCAAAAUCGUCGUGACGACACGAAAUGAGGGUGUCGCAUCGGUUGCUUGUGCCGUCUCAACAUACUCUUUGCAGAAGUUACAAGACAAAGAAUGUUGGGACUUGUUUGCAAAACAUGCAUUUGAUGAGCAUAACCUCGAGGCACGCACGAGACUUGAAGAUAUUGGGCAAAGAAUUGUAAAGAGAUGUGAUGGAUUGCCUCUUGCUCUAAAGACUAUAGGUAGUUUGUUACGCUCUGAGUCUGAUAUCAGAAAGUGGGAAAUCAUUGCAGAGAGCAAUAUUUGGGAUUUGGCACCUGGAAAGAAUGAAAUUCUCCCUGCGUUGUUGUUAAGUUAUCAUUACCUUCCUCCACAACUAAAACGAUGUUUUGCUUAUUGUUCGAUCUUCCCAAAGGAUUGUAAAUAUGAGAAGGACCAACUGAUCUUACUUUGGAUUGCUGAGGGCUUGAUAAAACAACCUAAGGACAGCAGGACAUUAGAGGAAGUAGGUGAUCAAUGCUUCUGUGAUCUUGUCUCUAGAUCUUUGCUUCAUAGAGUGAGCGAUGUCGAAUCAAGUUUUUUAAUGCAUGAACUGGUCAAUGACUUAGCAAGAUAUGUAGCUGGUCAAUCUUUUUUUAGCUUGGACGGAGGCAAUGCACACCAGGUGUCCUCAAGCACUCGCCAUUUGUCAUUUGUAAGAACAAGAUAUGAUGUCGCUUCUAGAUUCAGAGUGUUAGCUGGGGCAAUGCAUUUACGUACUUUCCUGCCACUAAACGUGGAUCAUGUGACAUCUAACGAGUUCUUUUUCUUGACUGAUGAGGUACUACAUGUUCUGUUGCCGACCCUGAGACAGUUAAGGGUGCUAUCUUUGUCUCAUUAUCAGAAAAUCUCUAUUUUGCCCAGUUCAAUUGGAUGUUUGAAACAUCUGCGCUAUUUGAAUCUUUCCUAUAAUAGAAGUCUAAGCAGAUUGCCUGAUUCAAUUACUGCUCUCUACAACUUGCAAACUUUAAUUCUUGCUUACUGUCAGUCUCUCAUCGAGUUACCGAGCAACAUGGGUAGCCUAACCUGUCUGCGUCAUCUUGAUAUAAGGGAGACAUUCCUGAAGAGAAUGCCAUUGCAGAUGAACAGACUGAAGAAUUUGCAGAUAUUAACUAAUUUCGUGGUGGCCGAAAGCGGGGGGACCAGGGUUCGGGAGCUAGGGGAGCUUGGGAAUCUUAUGGGUGCACUCUCCAUUCAGGGUUUGCAGAAUGUUGAGAGUUAUCGAGAUGCCGAGAUAGUCAAUUUGCAGGCAAAAAGGUACUUGAAAAAGUUAGUACUGGAAUGGGGUUCUGAUAACAAUAUUACGCAGCGAAAUUGCUUAAAUGUAUUGGACAAGCUACAACCUCAUGGGAACUUGAGAGAGCUUAUCAUUAUAUCCUAUAGUGGUAGGUCAUUUCCUGAUUGGCUGGGACAUGAUUUAUUCUCUAAUAUGUCUGUCGUGUGUCUUGAAUCUUGCAAGCACUGUGUGUCAUUGCCUCCUUUAGGACAGCUACCAUCUCUGGAGAAGUUGACAAUCAAGGGAUUUGAUGGAGUAACAAGAGUGGGUAAUGAAUUCAAUGGUAGUAACUGUAUACCCUUUCAGUCACUGAAGUAUUUAGAAUUUGCUGACAUGUGCAGCUGGAAAGAGUGGGCUUCUUUUGCAAUACGGACAGGAGGUCUUGCCUUUGCACAUCUGCAGGAGCUUUGUAUUAUAAAUUGCCCCGAGUUGAGUGGAGGUUUACCCAGCCAUCUCCCUUCUCUAUCAGCCUUGUCCAUUGAAAAGUGCCCACAGCUGACGUCUUCUCUACCAUUUGCGCCACUUCUCCGUAAGAUCGAUUUGGAUGACUGUGGAAAUGUUUCUGGAGUUGAGCCUCUUCUAAAUGGCACUGAGUUACAAGAUAUGGAAAUCAAGAAUCUUUCAACCCUUCCCUUGAGGUUUCUUCCUCCUACCAUGACAAGACUCAAUCUUGAAGACAGUCAUGAAAUAGAGUUGCCAAUACACAGAUGCCAUGAAUCUCUCCAAUAUCUAAACUUGAAGAAGAGUUGUGAUUCACUUAUAUCCUUUCCUCUGGAAGUUUUCCCCUCACUUAAGAAUAUUCAGUUAGUGGAGAUUGAAAAAUUGGAACAUCUUUCAAAUUCAGACGGUUCUCCACUUCUUCUCCAUUCGAUGAACAUUAGUGAUUGCCCUGAAUUUAGAUCUUUCCCUGCAGGAGGAUUGGCUGCCCCAUACCUCACUUCAUUAGAGUUGAAUGACUGUCGUCAUCUAAAGCAUCUGCCAGAAAACAUGCAGGCUCUCCUUCCUUCACUUCGGUCACUGAAAAUAUCCUCAUGUCCGCAACUCGUGUCAUUUCCUGAGCAGGGUUUACCUGCCAAGUUGGUCGCACUUUCACUCUCUAAUUGUGACAAGCUCAUCACUGGCCGCAAGGAUUGGGGUCUGCAAUCACUAUGCUCUCUUAAAACUUUUGUCAUUGAGCAGGAGAAAAAUAUUGAGUCAUUUCCUGAGAUGGGGCUUCUGCCAGCCUCUCUUACCUCUCUGUAUAUCGUUGGCUUUGAAAAUCUGACGUCCCUGAACUCAAAAGGGCUUCAUAGCCUGAGCUCCCUUGAAAACCUGUUCAUUGGAGAAUGUCCUAAGCUCCAUUCCUUCCCAAAAGAGGGACAAAUCCUGCCUGCUUCUCUUACCACUCUGUUGAUUUAUGAUAUGGGUCUAAAAUCACUGGAUAACUUAGGGCUCCACCACCUCACUUGUCUCAAAAACUUUCGCAUAAUUGGCUGCGGAAGUCUUCGAUCCAUGCCAGCGGAGGGCUUGUCGUCCUCCCUUUCCAAUCUAUUUAUCUAUGGGUGCCCUUUGCUGGAGAAAAGAUGCCAGCGGAAGAAAGGGAAAGAUUGGCCCCUAGUUUCUCACAUUCACUGCAUCGUGAUUGAAGAUGUGCUUAUCACUUGAUCGAAUUGCUUGCUUUACAAGCCCUCCUUUUACCAAGAUCUCACUCAGGUUGAGUGCUUCUAGAUGGGGCUAGACUAACUAUUGUUCCAAAAAUACAUGAUUUGUUGAGAUGUAUGUAUGAGUUGUGUUAGUAGAAGUCCCACAACGGGAGAUUGGUAUGGUGUGAAGUAGUUAAUAUAUCUUAGUUAGCCAAUAACUCAUUGGCUUAAGUUUUUGAGUAAAAGUGGAUCUAACUGGAUAUGUUAACGGGCUCAGACUCGAGCUAUCUCUUGGCUUUUGCUGCGCGCUCCCAACAAAUAUUAUCAGAGCCGAUGGUUGAUUCGUGGCAACCUGUUGGUGCAAAAGAAUUCAUGGAUUAAGGGGGAGUAUACCUGACAUUAAGCUCACACGUGAGGAAGAGAUUAUUAAGAUGCAUGUGUCGAAGAAUUGAUGUGGUAUGAAGUACUUAAUAUAUCAUAGUUGGCCCGUAAUCAUUGGUUUAAGCUUAUGAGUAUGUGUGGAUCCAACUGGGUUUGUUGACGGGCUCGAACUUGGCGAUCUGUCCAUGUGAUGGUAUUGGGUUUUUGCUAGGCACUACCAACGUGUAGUUGGUGGAUGUCGGAUGCAGCUUUGCAUGGACCUAUUCUUCUCCCACGAUAUCAAGAUAGUUUCGUAACAGGGUUGUGGUGAAAAAAAAAUGGUGCUUAGUCUUCACAAGACAAGUGGAUAAGCAUAGGCAAUGAGAUAGUGGAAAUCGGCAAGGAAAACAAAUGCAUUUUUCACGUAGUCAGCAAGCCGAGUGAUCGACUCCUGGAAACGAAAAAAUCGAGGUCAAUUUAGGAGUUUCGAAAUUUUGUUGUUGGUUUGCAGCUUUGUGAGAGAAAUUAUUUACCAAUGAGAGCAAGUGCAGGAGAGGCACUCCAAUGCGAUUGCAACGUUUAACAUGAGUUGAAGUUUGACGCAGUCACAUGCCAUGCGAGAUGUACUUGCCUAAUGGUUUGGUUAGAUUGUUGGUUUUGCAAGCUGAUACUUGUUGCAAUGGAGAAACACGAAACCUGUCAAGGUAAAACGGAGGCAACGCAUAAUCUGUAGUUGUACAUCCCAGGGGUUCGAUGUUGUAGCAUUGGAAGCAAGGAUCAGCAGUUGGAGAAUUGGUUGAGUGAUACUUCUCUCAUAGCGAGUUGAGAAUUGGUUUAGUGAUACUUCUCUCUCUUUGGUCGAGUGGUUCAUCUCUUCUUCAAAAGCACCUCUAAUUCUCUGCGAAAGAGCAGGAAUAACACCUGCACUCAAGUGUCAUGGGUCGACAAUCAUGUACCCAUUUCAUGCUAUAGGAGGGUAUAACGUAUAAUGAAUAAGUGAGUUUCGGGGUCAUGUACUAGUCCGACUUAUUUAUCGUGUUCAAGUUGUACAUCAAAAGUAACAGUGUAUGUGUCUAAGGACGUAUGCAUCUCGAGCAUUCUGAUUUGUAUGUAUCACAUUAUCGAGAAAGAUGAAUCAAAUAACCUUCAUUUCCACUUUCAAAA